CUUUCGAUUUCUUCCGCCGCUGGUGCGCUGUCGGCUGUGCCGCGUGGUUUAUGGCUACAUAUUCUCGCGCUUUGUGCUCUCCAGCAGCAGCAGCACGGAUCGAAGGAAGGAGAUAGGAGCGCACCCAUGUAGCCUAGCUGGAGUUAUCCGAAGGGUGCGUUGUAUUUUCCUGUGGGUCGCCACUAGAGCAAGAAAGUUUUCUGCGAUUUGCGAAAAUUGGAUUUUUAGAGUUUAGAUUUCGAUUAGUUUUACAUUACGAAAUGUGGACUAAAAUUGAUGACAUGUGAUGACAUAGUUGACGGUGAAAACCACGAAAACGGUUGUGCGUAGGCGAAAAGGGGGCGUAUAAUUGCGACAGACAGCGUGGACAUUUUCGAGUGUUAUCAAUGCAGUGACAAUACUCCUAUUAUAUGUAUAUUUGGUGCCUGUAGAAACUAGAACGUAAAAUUGUAUCAUUGUCGUCUAUUCAAAGAGUAUACUAGUUCAACUUUUUUGAAAGCGAUUACUUUCGAAUGGUUUCAAAUACGACCCGACAUUACUCUGUGUUUAUGAACCAAUUGUGAUGCUUAUCGAGGUAUUAUGAGAGAGCAGAAAAUGUUUCAAUUUCGUAUCAACUAGAACCGAACCGCUUGACUGCCUGCGGUCAGCAAUCAGAGUUUAGUCUUUAUCCAAACGUGGCGCAUGAAAUAUCGCCGUUGUCGUGAGUAAUUAACCGUGCAAUAGUUACCAUAGCAAGCGGUGCAAUCGAGAAAAAAAUGUCACGCAGACGACACAUUUGCAUUCAAUCACGGAUUCCUUGGAUAGUGUAGAACGAUUUGAAGAAGUCGAAGGUGACAGUUCCGGAUUCCUCGAGUUAUUCUGCGAGUUACAUAAGUCAAGUGAUAUUUUCGGCGGAACGAACUCAUAUUUAAUUACACUAGCAAUCGAUUACCUCAUAUUGGAGAAGCAUAAUUAAAAAAUCACAUCAUCAGUACGAACGACAAAUGGGAACAUGCCCUAAUUGCGAGCCAAUGGAUGUCCGCCCACUUUCCUGUUGUCUCCUCUGCAAGAUAAACUAGCCAUCUAGUUGUCUGGAUUCUAAACAGCAGCAGACAACUCUCACCGUGUCAUCGAUAAUCCUCAUCACCAUUUUAUCCGCAAGAAAAAACGCCAAGCUGAGACUGAACCUCAUAACAUACACAUUUGAAAUGCAUCGAUCAUGAGAUUUCCCAAGGUAUCGCCGAAAAAGUGUUUUUUCCUUGUUUUAUGUUUCGCCGUUCUUGUGCUGUUAGUUUUCAACCUGAGGGAGCUGAAUAGUAAAUCAACACAUCCCAACUACAAUCGCGACGAGUACCAACUGGAGUACAACAAUCAUGGUUACGUCAAGGACGAUACCGCCAAAACAACCGAGGUACUCGACCGACUGGACCAAUCGGAUCGCGAGGCGGACAAUUUGAUCGAUCAAAACCAACCGGACGAUCAGUCGCCGCAUGAGAUCAAUGAAAUCAACUACAGUCAACGACCGUGGUACUUCUCCAACGGGGUUCGUUACCCGAAACCGGUGCGUCGCAACCGGAAGACGAACAAACGCAUCGCGCGGUUGCUCCCGUCGGAAACUUCCCGCAGCGAUCGGAUAACCAACCAGCUGAUGUACGUUCCACCGAAUUACGAGGCCAUCAAACGCAAAGGCAAACUGAAAACGAUCCUCCUGUACAACGGACUGGGGCCGUGGAACGUGAAGGCCGGCCGCGAGGUGUUCUACAACGCCAAAUGUCCGGUGUCCACCUGCAGUAUCACGUCGGCCCGGGAGAAGGCCAUCACGGCGGAUCUGAUCCUGUACAAAGAUCACUACAUUCCGCCGGCUGUGCCACGAUCGGCGCACCAGAUCUAUAUGAUGUAUUUCUUGGAGUGCCCCUACCACACGCAGCACGUGAAAUUCCCCGAUGUGUUCAACUGGACCGCCACUUACAGGAAAGACAGUGACGUGGUUGCCCCCUACGAGAAGUGGGAGUACUUUGAUCCCCGGAUCCGACAAGUCGAGCAAGAUCGCAACUACGCGCUGAACAAAACCCGCAAGGUGGCCUGGUUCGUGUCGAACUGUGGAGCCCGAAACGGACGGCUCCAGUACGCCCACGAGCUCCAGAAGCACAUCCAGGUGGACAUCUACGGUGCCUGCGGGACGUACAAGUGUUCUCGUACUACUGCGGACAAGUGCUUUGAAAUCCUCGACCGGGACUACAAGUUCUAUCUGGCGUUCGAGAACUCCAACUGCAAAGACUACAUCACCGAGAAGUUCUUUGUGAAUGCCUUAAACCGUAACAUCUUGCCAAUCGUGAUGGGAGCUCGACCGGAGGAUUACGAAGCCAGUUCGCCGCAGAAAUCCUACAUUCACGUGGACGAGUUUGCCUCACCGAAGGAACUGGCCGAGUAUCUCAACAUACUGGACAGAAACGAAGAGCUCUACAACUCCUACUUCAAGUGGAAGGGAACGGGUGAGUUCAUCAACACGUACUUCUGGUGCAGACUUUGCGCCAUGUUGCACGACGAAGCGUCCUUCCAAAAGCCCAAGUGGUACGAUGACAUCAACGAUUGGUGGCGAGGUCCAGGUGUUUGUACCAACGGAUCCUGGCGGAACUAUCGAGCCCGAAAGGAUGCCAUCAGCGAGGAGUAGGACUGAGUAAAAUAACUCAAUCGAUGUGAUUCGUUCUAAGUUUAAUUGUUUAACAAUGGCCAAGGUCGCUUAAUAUCCAACGAUUUGGUCUACAGUCCAUCAACGUCAAGCGAGAUACCAAGAGACAAGCGGAAGGAAUUAGAAAGAGUAAUUGUAUAGUUUAGGAAUUAUGAAUGACUUUGUAGAAGUUUAGUUUGUUCGAAUAAUGAAGAACUGAAAAACUAAAUGAACAAUAUCGAUCUAGUCCAACUUUACCAAGAUUUGAAUUGUUAACGACGGAGGAUCUCACAGGAAGUAUAGGAAUAUAAGAAGGAGCAGAACAAUCGUAUAAAAAGACACAAAUUCUAAGCCUAGCGGAAACAAUUCGACUACUACUAGUACUAUUGCAAACUAAAAACUGAUACCAAACUGGUUUACAAACGGUCUAGGGAGCCAGAAAAGCCGAUAAUUUUAAGUCUUGUACUACUAAUUACUCAUUUGUGAUUUUAGUUGUAUUGAGUUAGUUGUUGUUACUUACUUUAGUCUAAUUGCAUCGGUAGUUUGUACUACUUAUCCCAAUAUAUCACUACUACCAUCAAUUCAUAAUCCAUUUCAUUGUCAGUAUUAUUCAAGCGCAACUGGCAUCGAACGGCCCGUACUUUCUCAUACAACAAACAAACGCCGGGUGAUACUUUUUCCUGUUCUAUAAAGUUACAGAAGGAGGUAGCAAGCAAGCGCAAGCAUACUUAUUUUAGCUAGGAGUUCACAUAUGAUUCAAAUUAGUUCAAAUUAAUAUGUGUAAUAAUAUUAAUAUAUUAACGAUUACUUCACACAUAAGUUUGAGAGUCAAUUGUCGUCAUAAAGGGACAUUCAUCUUCAUAUUCGACGAAAAAAGAAGCAAAUGAUGCAUGAGCAACAGUGAAGAAAUUACACAAAAGCGCAAAAAAAACGUAACCAUUGUUCGAAUAAACUUUAUGUUACUUAACGAUAUUGAUGCUAAUUUAAAAAAAGAAAAUAAAACCAAAAAGAAAAACAAUAA
Messenger RNA from Aedes albopictus (Asian tiger mosquito), 3668 nucleotides. RefSeq names its product glycoprotein 3-alpha-L-fucosyltransferase A (gene FucTA). Gene Ontology annotation, molecular function: fucosyltransferase activity. Gene Ontology annotation, cellular component: membrane. The transcript has 4 exons. The coding region runs from base 1199 to 2650 and encodes 483 amino acids. The record is from RefSeq and is a predicted model, not a curated record. Lineage: Eukaryota; Metazoa; Arthropoda; Insecta; Diptera; Culicidae.